This is a messenger RNA of Vespa velutina, 4205 nucleotides long. It is a transcript of the gene Mad, whose product is annotated as protein mothers against dpp. The coding region runs from base 1502 to 2908 and encodes 468 amino acids. The transcript has 4 exons. Gene Ontology annotation, cellular component: heteromeric SMAD protein complex. NCBI's taxonomy places the organism in Eukaryota, Metazoa, Arthropoda, Insecta, Hymenoptera, Vespidae. Gene Ontology annotation, molecular function: I-SMAD binding; RNA polymerase II cis-regulatory region sequence-specific DNA binding; DNA-binding transcription factor activity, RNA polymerase II-specific. The record is from RefSeq and is a predicted model, not a curated record. Gene Ontology annotation, biological process: transforming growth factor beta receptor signaling pathway; regulation of transcription by RNA polymerase II; BMP signaling pathway.
UCUUACAAUAGGAAAAUAAAAUUUAUAGUUUUAUAAUAUUUCUAAUCGAUGAUUAAUAUCGUGAUUAAUGAAGCAUUAAGAUGACUCAGAAAAAAGGACGUAACUACAUGUUGACUUGAUUGUACAACAGAAAAAUAGGUAAUCUAGGCACGUCAUCUUUACUACUAUCAUAAUUUGAGUAAAUUUCGUAACGCUUAUCUUUUUCUCGGUAAUGCAAUUAUUCGAAUUUCCCACCCUUCUCUCAUUCGCAGACUUUGCCAAUCAGCGCUUUACAUACAUAUAAGACACAAACAAUGUUAUAUGCUAACUAUAUUAUAAAGAAUUUAAAAGAUAUCGAAAAACGUAGACACAGUUGGGUAAUUAUAUAUCACAAAGAGAUAAAAACAAUAUUUGCGUCAUAGAAAAUUAUCAAAAAUCAUCGAAGAAAAUAAGAGUCCACAUUGUCCUUACAUUUGAUUAAUUUUUAUCAUAUCGAAUCGCGCUGUUAUCAUCGUGCGUAACUAUGAGUAUGUAAAUGUGCGUCAAAAAGUGAUUAAUAAUGCUAAAGCAAGGAGGGCAAAUGUUUCUUUGGAUGGUAUAAACAUUCCAAUAAUGCACACGAGGACGUAUCAAAAGAGUCUUCGAUAUGAAAGAGAAAUGUGAUGGACGUAUGCGAUUGCUGGUAUAGCAGUUACGGCAAAUGCGAACCUCAUAAACACGUCGCCAUGAUGGUUCAGCAACGCCAUAAUGCUGCUAUGCGACGUCCCAUUCUCUGUAGAGUAAACACUCGCUCACGCAAACGAGAUACAAAAGGAUUAAUAAUUUGUAACUUUUAAGUCUUUGAAGACGAGUACAUACAUCAACGAUAAUCAUCUCGAUAAUCUAUCUUGGUGAGUAAGGAUAAAAGUUUUCUUCGACAAUACUCUCCCAACUCAUUGACGAGUGAAAGUUCCGAGUUUUUCGUUUCCUCAGAAAUCCCCUUGUCGUGCUGUGCAAAUAGGCGCGAGGGAGCAAUAGACAGGAAGAGAGAUAGAAAGAAAAGGAAAAGAAAGAAACGAAGAGGGAGAGUGAGUGAGUGAGUGAGUGAGUGAAUGAGUGAGUGAGUGAGUGGGAAAGAGGGAAAGAGGGAGAGAGAGAGAGAGAGAGAGAGAGAGAGAGAAAAAGAGAAGUAGUGAGGGAGGGAGUAAGAAUGAUUGGAAGGGCGGGAGGGAGAAAAAAGUGAGAAUGCUGCGAAGUGGAUAAUAUUGUAUCGACAUAAAAUUUACUUAGAUGAUUAUCAAAUUCGUAAGAAUCGUCAUCGCGCCAUUAAGUAAGCUCUAAAGUCGAACGCGAGAAGAAUCGAUACGCGGUUGUAGGCGCUUUUAGUUAUUUCGCGAUGGCGAGAGCGUGGCGUCGAGUCACUCUUAAUGGGAGAGAGAUUUUGUAAAAACAAUGAUGCUAAAACGGUAGCAUGUGGUACACCAUCGUUCGAAGAGAGAAUUAAAAAAAUCAUUAACAGAACUAAUAUAUAAAUAUUUUAAACAUGGAUGAUGAAGAAGGUUCAUCGAGUUCUGGACCUAUGUCUUCAUUAAACAGUUUAUUUUCUUUCACUAGUCCAGCUGUGAAAAAAUUGCUUGGCUGGAAACAAGGAGACGAAGAAGAGAAAUGGGCAGAGAAAGCAGUAGAUUCUUUGGUAAAGAAAUUAAAGAAAAGAAAAGGUGCGAUAGAGGAAUUGGAACGGGCCUUAAGUUGUCCUGGCACACCAAGCAAGUGUGUAACGAUACCAAGAAGCUUGGAUGGUAGAUUGCAAGUAUCUCAUCGCAAGGGACUACCGCAUGUAAUUUAUUGUCGAGUAUGGAGAUGGCCAGAUUUGCAAUCUCAUCAUGAAUUGAAACCACUUGAAUUGUGUCAAUAUCCAUUUUCUGCUAAACAAAAAGAAGUUUGCAUUAAUCCUUACCAUUAUAAGAGAGUGGAAAGUCCUGUGCUUCCACCAGUACUCGUCCCAAGGCAUUCAGAAUAUGCCCCUGGACAUUCUCUACUACCAUUUCAACAAUUAGCAGAACCAACCAUGCCACAUAAUGUAUCUUAUUCAUCCAGUGGCUUUAAUGCAAGUUCUACCACUGGUGUAAAUCCAACUUCUCCUAUGUCUUCUGUUGGCUCUGUACCUAGUCCAGGAAGUACUACUUCGCCGAAUCCACAAAGUCCUUACGGUACAAAUGGAUUACCAGAAACACCACCGCCGGCAUAUUCCCCUCCAGAAGAUGGUUCACAACCUGGUCAAUCUCCUCCACCAGAUCCGGUGGCAAUGGACACAGGUGGUCCUGCUGAAGUAGCACCAGUGUGUUAUCAAGAACCACUGUAUUGGGCCUCUAUUGCAUACUAUGAGUUAAACUGUAGAGUAGGAGAAGUUUUUCAUUGUCAGUCUCAUUCUAUUAUAGUAGAUGGUUUUACGAAUCCAAGUAAUAAUUCUGAUCGUUUUUGCUUGGGCCAAUUGUCUAACGUAAAUCGAAAUUCUACUAUUGAAAAUACUAGAAGACAUAUUGGAAAAGGAGUACAUCUCUAUUAUGUUGGUGGAGAAGUUUAUGCAGAAUGCCUUUCAGAUUCAGCUAUAUUCGUUCAAUCUAGAAAUUGUAAUCAUCAUCAUGGUUUCCAUCCUAGUACAGUUUGUAAAAUUCCUCCAGGUUGCUCGCUCAAAAUAUUUAAUAAUCAAGAAUUUGCUCAAUUAUUGUCACAAAGUGUUAAUCAUGGAUUCGAAGCUGUGUAUGAAUUAACAAAAAUGUGUACAAUCAGAAUGUCUUUUGUAAAAGGAUGGGGUGCAGAGUAUCAUCGGCAAGAUGUUACAUCUACACCUUGUUGGAUAGAAGCACAUUUACAUGGGCCUUUGCAAUGGUUGGAUAAGGUGCUAACACAAAUGGGUUCACCACAUAAUGCUAUAAGUUCUGUGUCAUAGAUUGUAUACUGGUUGAUAAUACAAGCAGAAAAAACCAUUAGUGGUAAUAGAUAAGUGAGUUUUAGUGCAGAAACAUACAAAUCAUGUGGAUUAUACAAGAGAUAGUGUUUUCAGGAAAGUGUUUAGAGGUGUAAGUGUCAAAGAUGGUCACUUAUUGUGACAUGUUUAAUUUCAGCAUAAUUAAAAAUGUUGAAGAAAUAUUUUAAAGAAAAUGAACAAUUAUAAAAAUUAGAUAAAUGGAGAGUGAUUGUUGAUAUAUAAAAGUUUCAUAAAUAACGUGGUAUACGUUUAGAGUUAUACCACAUUUUGGCUGUUAUGUAUGGAGAAAAUUAUAGUAGAAAUAGGAUAUCUUAUAUACAUAUGAGGAAUAUUUUUCAAAUCUAUUAACAGUCAUAAUACUUUAUUUUAUAUGGGAAAUUGUUCUGAAGAUAUUCGCUACUAGCGUACUGCAAAUGCUUUCCUAGAUGAUCUUGAGGGACAAUAUAAAAAUGAAGUUCAAGCACAAGUUAUCUAUCAAGUGAUAGAAGAAAGUAAUUUCCUAAAUCAAUAUAAAUACCUAUUCUUUAGAGCUGAAUAUGUUAACCUGAUUUUAAAUCAUUUCAAAUCAUGUAUAGAUAUAAUUAUACAUAUAUAAGUGUAGGGAUAGAGAUUACAAUCAGAAAUUCAUGUUUGGCUCUAAAAUUGGUACGUAUCGUACGAAAGUUAUACAUUAAAUAUAUAAUACUCUAUUGUCCAAUCGUUCGAAUUAUAAUAUGCGUGCUUUAAAAUUACAACUUAUACUUAACAAGGAUUAGAUUACCCAAACUUAUCAUUAUAAUCAUAAUCCUGAAAUAAGAGUAAUUAAUUUUGUCAUUACUGAUUACAAUGCAAUUGAUACUUCGAUAUGAAAUGCUGGAUGCUGAUCUCACGUUGACACUUUAAAGUUAACUGCAUCUAAUAAUCUAUUGAAACUUUAAAUUUAGUAAUCCUUGCAAGGAUUACUUUUUGUGCAAGCUUCCCUAACAUUUUAUGUAUGCUAUGCUAUGUUGGUCGUGUGACCAUAACUCAAUAAUGAAUUAAGUAAUAUUUUUUAAAGUAAGAUUUCCCUUUACAAAGCAAUGAGAGAGUGAGAUAAAUAUAUAUAUAUAUAUAUAUAUAUGGUUUCUUCAAACCUUAAAUGUUUUAAUAAUUUUUGGUAAAAACUUGACAUACUUGAUGCGUAUAUAUAAAUUUUAAGUACAAGAUGUAUUUUCUGAGAUAACCAUAUAGUUCAAUACUAUAUUAAAAUUAUCUCUUAAGAUAACACAGUAUAAUUUGU